Molecule: messenger RNA, 672 nt
Organism: Trachymyrmex septentrionalis
Lineage: Eukaryota; Metazoa; Arthropoda; Insecta; Hymenoptera; Formicidae
Exons: 3
Biological process (GO): sensory perception of smell; detection of chemical stimulus involved in sensory perception of smell
Cellular component (GO): plasma membrane
Molecular function (GO): olfactory receptor activity; odorant binding
Source: RefSeq, a predicted model, not a curated record
UUCGAGGAAGAUUAUAAAGUUAUUACCAACGCGAAAGCGCGGAACACGAUGAUUAAAUCUGCAAAAAUUGGAAGACGUCUGGUUACACUUUGUGCGAUCUUCAUGUACGGCAGCGGACUCUCUUUUCGACUGAUCUUGCCAUUUGCCAAAGGAAAAAUCAUCACUCCACAAAAUGUUACGAUCAGACCUCUGCCUUGCCCGGCUUACUUCAUUUUUUUCGAUGUACAAGUCAGCCCUACUUACGAGCUAAUCUUUGCAAUACAAAUAUUAUCCGGGAUAAUCACUUACUCGAUAACAACAGGUUUAUGUGGUCUUGCGGCGGUCUUCGUGAUGCAUAUCUGCGGCCAGUUAAAAAUCUUGAUGAGUUUGAUGAGAAAUUUUGUCGAGGAGAAAUGGCAAGAAAAACGGGAAGUAAACAAGAAGCUGGCAAUAAUGGUUGAACAUCAAAUAAGAAUUCGAAAUUUUUUGCAAUUGGUAGAAAAUACUCUACAACAAGCGUGUCUAAUAGAAUUGACGGGAUGUACGAUGAAUGCCUGCAUUCUAGGAUAUUUUAUAUUAAUAGAAUGGGAAAAUAGCAAUCCAUUAGCUAUGAGCUCUUACUUUACAGCACUUAUGUCCAUGUUGAUAAACAUGUUUAUGUUUUGUUAUACUGGUGAACAACUUACUGUUCAG